Molecule: messenger RNA, 1866 nt
Organism: Bradysia coprophila
Lineage: Eukaryota; Metazoa; Arthropoda; Insecta; Diptera; Sciaridae
Gene: ash2
Product: Set1/Ash2 histone methyltransferase complex subunit ash2
Cellular component (GO): Set1C/COMPASS complex
Molecular function (GO): protein binding; transcription cis-regulatory region binding
Source: RefSeq, a predicted model, not a curated record
AAAUUUGUGGUGUGCGCGUAAUGUCAUAAUCCAAACAAGAAAUUAUUUUCCAAUUCCAUUAUACCCUGGGCACAGUUAAAUAAGUUGAAUUAAGAUCACUGUUUUUACCGUUGAAAUAAACACCAAAUAACAUCAUGGACUCUCCAACGGACGAGAAUGGUAUAAGCACAUUUGAAAAUGGAAAUAAAUCGUACAGCAAUAACAAGCCAGUCAAAACGGAGGAGAAGCAAGGCAAUUGUUAUUGUGGCAAAGAUCGGAACAUGAACAUUCUGGAAUUGCUUUGUGUGACAUGCAACCGUUGGUUUCACGAAUCUUGCAUCGGCUUCCAGUUGGGAAAAUUGAUCCCAUUUUCCACCAAUUACAUUUUUGUUUGCAAAAAUUGCUCACCGACUGGAUUGGAAAGUUUUCGGAAGACACAAGCCACAAUAUCUCAAAUGUGCACAACUGCCAUUGCCAAUUUGCAGCAAACGGCCGCUAAAGAGGGAAAAGCCAAGCUAAUGUUCAGCAAGGACAUGGAUAUCAUACCGUUCAUCGAUCAAUAUUGGGAGGCGAUGACAACAAUGCCGCGACGAGUUACCCAGUCAUGGUAUCUGACCGUGCAGCGAACGCUAGUCAAAGAUAUACACACAACGUUUUCGUACGAAGAAACUGCUGACAAGGGUCAGAUGUACGGUUUGAUUUCGUUGGACUUAACACAAAUAAAACCAAAUUACGAUGCAAUGGUCAAGGGUGGAACGUUACGGAUCAGUGACGAUGGAUAUGCACAGGCCAGCCUUUCAAAAGGAGGUCGACACAACAAACGAAAACUGCCCGGUGGCGAUUCGGGACCAGCUGGUAAAAAAGGUCGACCUGCCGGCGAUAUAUCGUCCAAUGUCAAACUGCCAGCUCAUGGUUACCCAUUGGAACAUCCAUUCAACAAAGAUGGCUAUCGAUACAUUUUAGCCGAACCGGAUCCGCAUGCACCGUUUCGACAGGAGUUCGACGAAUCGGCUGAUUGGGCCGGAAAGCCAAUACCAGGAUGGUUGUAUCGAGCCCUGUCACCGAAUUCCGUACUGCUGGCUCUGCACGAUCGAGCGUCACAGUUGAAAAUUUCCGAAGAUCGAUUGGCUGUCACAGGUGACAAAGGUUAUUGCAUGGUCAGAGCAUCGCAUUUUGUAACCAGAGGUUCAUGGUACUUUGAAGUGACAAUUGAAGAGAUGCCGGAAGGUGCAGCUACUCGCUUAGGUUGGGGACAAGAAUAUGCCAAUUUACAAGCUCCACUGGGUUACGAUAAAUUUGGAUAUUCGUGGCGAUCUCUCAAAGGAACAAAAUUCCAUGAAUCCAACGGUAAAUCAUAUAGUGGCGGUUAUGGUGAAGGGGACACGUUGGGUUUCCUAAUUGUAUUACCCCAAACAUCCCAGAACAUCAAUUAUAUGCCGAAUACAUUUAAAGAUCGGCCGUUGGUGAAAUUCAAAAGUCAUUUGUACUACGAAGAUAAAGAUCGUGUCAGCGAAACGUUGAAAAAUCUUACUCCAGUCAAAGGAAGCAAAAUAAUUUUCUUCAAAAAUGGUGAAUCUCAAGGCGAAGCCUUCGUGGACAUAUACCAUGGCGCCUACUAUCCGGCCAUAUCAGUAUUCAAAAAUGCUACGGUUAGUGUCAACUUUGGCCCGACAUCAACAUUUAAGUAUCCGGAAAUCGAAGAACAAUACCAGUGUCGAGCGAUGCACGAUCGUGUUGAAGAUUUAAUUUGCGAGCAAUCGUUAGCUGACAUGAUGUACUUCACCGAAAACGAUGGCAAACUGAGACUGGACAAUUUCAGUUUAUGAGAUUAGUGUACCUUUUUUGUUCGUUCAUUUAUCCGCUUCUGUUCACGAAAAAUCAAAUUUU